This is a messenger RNA of Moneuplotes crassus, 890 nucleotides long. NCBI's taxonomy places the organism in Eukaryota, Ciliophora, Spirotrichea, Euplotida, Euplotidae. The record is from the annotation of a GenBank genome assembly.
GCCAUGGGCAACUCUCUUUGUAAUUAUAAUGACGCUGCCAUGAAAGAUGAAGAGGUAGACAUAGAACGAAUUCAUAAGUCAAAAGUAAAGAAAAAUAAGAAGAGGAAGAAAAGUAAGACUAAACGCAAAAAUAAAGGCAAGAAAAAGGGGCAGGAUAUGAGAGAUGAUACCACUGGAGCAGAUAGUAUGAAGGAGAUAUACAAUCCUGAGGAUGAUCCAGAGUCUAUAGUUCAUUAUAUGCCCCAAGAACCAGUGCAGAAAGAUACUAUGGAUGAUCCGGAUAAUUUAAAACUUGUACUUAAGGGAAGAGAGCUAGCGAUACUCUUAGAUGGAGAUAUAAGAAGCCAACCUUGGACACUUACUAAUAACGAAAGUGGAGUUGAGUUAUAUUCCCUCCCUCAAGAUUCAAAAUCUGAAUUUAGAAUGAAAAGAGUAUUUACUGUAGACAAACCUAUCAGUUAUUGAGCUAUGACGAUUCAAGACUUCCAAACAAAGCUAGAUGUCUUUCCAAAGCUGAAGGAGAUAAAAGUGAUAAAGGAUUUAGGAAACCAAUCUCAGAUUCUUUAUCAAAAAUUGAGAGGUAACUUCAAUAUCAGUCAGAGAGAUAUGGUAAUCUGCAACAGUGAAAUCCAGCUGACAAACGGAAGUGUUGCUAUCAUUGGCUACUGAACCAAAGAUCAUGGUGAAAAGUUCAGAAAACCUAUAGAAGCCAGCAGUUGAUCAGACCUUGUCCUUCUCCAACCUAAUUUAAACGACCAAACCCUAAUCACUAACAUCCAAUAUCUCGACAUCGGAGGUAACCUUUCCUCUACAGAAGUAACCAACCUCUCAAAAGGCUUCCACACCCAAUACACUAUCCUAAAACAGACACUUGAGGAAUAAUUCAACCA